AUGCGUUACGCUCUUGUUUCCGCGGCUCUUGCAGCUACUGCUUCUGCCCAUGGACUGGUUACCAGGAUCCAGGGCGCUAAUGGUGUCAUGAUGCCCGGUCUAUCUGUUGCCGAUGGCACUCCCCGUGACUGCUCCAGCAAUGGCUGUGGCUCACAAGCCGAUACGGCCAUCAUCAGACAGCGUGAUAUCCGAAGCGGUCGUGCCAGUCCCCUCGGACGAACACAAGGCAAUGGCCCUAUUGAUGCCAGCGUCAUGGUCAGCAGCUUCAUGGGCGGUGCCAACACCGCCAAGGCCCCUACGAACAAUGGAGCAUCCGGUGCUGCCGGCCAGGAAGAUGACCUGUCUGCACUCCAGCAGCAGCGUCAGCAGCGCCGGGAGGAAGAAAAGCGACAGCUCGGUCAGCUCUUGGGCGGCGGCAAGGCCAACGGCGGAGGUGGCCUCCUCGGUGGUUUGCUCGGUGGUGGUGCCGGCGCCGGCAAGCAGACCAACGCUGCUCCCGAGAGCAUGGUUGCUGAUACCGCUGGCCAGGGAUCUUCCCAGGGUCUCCCUACUGCUGAUGAGAACGGCGAAGUGACCAUGGUAUUCCGACAGAUCAACCAAGACGGUGCCGGUCCCCUCAGCGCCUCCAUAGACGCCACGUCUGGCGGCACAAAAGCCGAGUCCUUCCAAAACGCCGAGGUCACCCAGGACGUCCCCGGCCUUGGAUUCGGCGGCCUCUCAACCGCCACGAAAACCGAUUUCCCUCUCAAGGUCAAGAUGCCCGCGGGCAUGACCUGCGAAGCCAAAGUCGGCGGUGCUGAAAACGUCUGUAUCGUUCGUGUUCAGAACACCGCUGCUGCCGGCCCCUUUGGUGGCUCUGCCGCCUUCACCCAGACCAAGACUGCUCGUGCGCGAGCCAUUGCUUACCGCCUCAAGAAGCGCAUGGAAAUCAACCGCGAUUAA
Molecule: messenger RNA, 942 nt
Organism: Metarhizium brunneum ARSEF 3297
Lineage: Eukaryota; Fungi; Ascomycota; Sordariomycetes; Hypocreales; Clavicipitaceae
Source: RefSeq, a predicted model, not a curated record